AUCAACUCUCUUCUAGUCAAAACACCAAACCAUACUCUCCUCUUUCUCUUCUUUUUUCUACUUCCCCUUUCACUAAAAUUUUAAGAGUGUAUAUAAUAUACUCGUCACCUCACUCCUCCGUAACCGUCUCCCUCCACCACCACUCUUCCUCAAUUCUACUUCUUUCCAGUUGUAGCUUGAAGUACAACUAUCGCAAACUUCCUCCUCUGCUCGCUUGAUUUCUCAAAUCUGCUUCAGGAAUGGGGGAUACAAAUGAAGAACCAUCAAGCAAUGCUGCAAAGGUAUUACACAUGAAAUCAACUGUAAAACAAUUGCAAGCUAUUACCUCGGUGGAACUUAAUAAAUUAUUGAGGGAAUCAGAAGGUUUUACUAUAAACCUUCUUACCGAACAUGGAUCAUUGCUGAAGGUUGACAUGGAAAAGCUUGCAGGAUCUCUUCCAAUGCACCUUGCGUCAGUUCUGAUAUCGUCCAAUAGAGAUGAGGCCAUGUUCAAAUACGUGUUAUGUGGUGUUCGACUAUUGCAUGCCUUGUGUGAUUUAUCCUCUCGAAAUUCUAAGUUUGAGCAGAUUUUUCUAGAUGAUGUAAAAGUGGUGACGCAGAUGAUUGAAAUGGUUUUCUUCAUGCUAACUGUUCUUGCUGGUUACAGACAGGAAGGCCAUGCUUUUAGUCAUGAGCACCUUUUGCAUUCAACUCUUGUAGCAUGCAAUUUAUAUCUGUUAACAGGGUUUAUUUCAACACAAUGGAGAGAUAUUGCACAGGUGUUGCUUGCUCACCCCAAGGUUGACAUAUUCAUGGAUGCAGCUUUUGGAUCAGUUCGUGUGGUUGUUAGGUGUCUUGAGACUACACUUGUAGCUUAUAAUGAAGAUAUUUCCAUGGAAUCAAAUCUGACAGCAGAAAGAGUAGUUUUUUAUCUCUGCCAGCAGUGUGAAGCUUCUUUACAGCUUCUUCGGUCAUUAUGUCAGCAAAAAUUGUUUAAGGAGCAACUUCUUAGGAAUAAGGAAUUAUGCGGAAAGGGGGGUAUUCUUCUUCUUGCUCAAUCCAUCUUGAAGUUACACAUUCAACCAUAUACAUCGAAUAGAAUCGCAGCAGCUAUUUCUAGGCUAAAAGCUAAAAUACUUUCAAUUUUGCUGAGUUUGUGUGAAGCAGAAAGCAUUUCUUAUCUUGAUGAAGUAGCCAGCACAGCAAGGAGUUUAGAUUUGUCUAAAUCUGUUGCAUUAGAGGUUUUUGACUUGUUGAAGAAAGCUUUUGGAAGAAAUCCCGGGCAUCUCGCUGCUGACAGAAGUCACCCAAUGGGAUUGGUACAGCUCAAUGCAAUGCGUCUAGCUGACAUUUUCUCCGAUGAUUCAAAUUUUCGAUCUUACAUGAUACUUUGUUUUACUGAAGUUCUGACUGCUAUAAUUUCACUCUCCCAUGGAGAUUUUUUAUCCUGUUGGUGCUCAUCAAACCUCUCAGAGACAGAGGAGGACGCAAGUAUUGAAUAUGAUAUAUCUGCUGCAGUUGGAUGGGUUUUGCAUAAUACUUCACCGGAUGUGAAGGAUGCCACAAAUUUGGAAUUCAACCUAACCCCAAGUAGCAUGCUUAAAGCUUCUUACGCACACCAUAGGACAUCAUUAUUUGUCAAGUUCUUUGCAAAUCUUCAUUGUUUUGUUCCCAAUGUUUGUGAAGAGCAAGAAAGGAACCUUUUCGUCCGCAAGGUCAUCGAGUGCUUGCAAAUGGAUCUAUCUAACUUACUGCCUGGGUUUUCUUUUGAUACUGAUGCUCCUAAAGUUUCCAUUGCUAGCAAGAACCUCCGCUCAUUGUUAAGUCAUGCAGAAUCUCUGAUUCCGAACUUCUUAAAUGUGGAGGAUGUACAACUUUUAAGGGUGUUUUUUGGCGAAUUACAAUCACUAUUUACAUCAAAUGGAUUUGGGAGAAAUCGUGUUCAAAAAACUCAGGAUGGCAAAUGUGAGGAGUCGUCUUGGGAUAAGUUUUCUAAACUCAACAUCAAUGAGUGUUAUCAGGGGGCUCAAAGUGCUGGGGGACGCCCAUUACCUUUAACCAGUAAAGAACAAGCUGAUCUUAAUAAGAAGGGUGGUAAAGUCGAAGGUAUGUCGGAGAAUUCUGCAAAUCCAAACUUGGAACAACGUAACACCACAGCUGAAGACACAAUUCAAGGCAAUGGCCCAAGUCGGCAAAGUCAGGUAGAAAAUAAAGGCAUAUCUGGUAAAACAGCAUCAGGAGGAGCAAGAGAUAUUGACAAGGAUGCUCAUAAAAUUGAAACAAGUUGCUCAGAUGCCAGUUCUGCAAAAGGAAAGAAUGUUGUUGUUCAUGUGGAUAACGGUGAGCUUUCAAAAUCAAAUGAGCGUCUUAAAAGAGUUGGUGUUGAAGAAAAUCCAGAAGAUGAAAAGAUUGAGCUCGCACAGAGGAAAAAACGAAAACGGACCAUAAUGAAUGCAGAACAGGUGACAAUGAUAGAGAAUGCACUCUUAGAUGAACCUGAUAUGCAGCGGAAUGCAGCUUUACUUCAAUCAUGGGCUGAUAAAUUAAGUUCAGAUGGUCCUGAGGUUACGUCUUCGCAGCUUAAAAAUUGGUUGAACAAUCGAAAAGCUAGGCUAGCUCGUACAGCAGCUAAGGAUGUUCGGCCAGCAGCAGCUGAUGUCGACAAUCAAGUCUCAGACAGGCAGAGAGGGCCAACAAUUGGGUCCCAUGGCUCACCUGUCAGUGCAGGUCAAUAUGUUGUGCUUGUUGGUGUGCAAGGAGAGGAGAUUGGGAAAGGAACGGUGUUUCAGACGCAGGAUAAGUGGUUUGGGAAGAACUUGGAGGAAUCAGCAACAUGUGUUGUGGAUGUUUGUGAGCUCAGGGUUGAUAAAGGGUUGCGACUACCCUACUCGUCAGAAGCCAUUGGCACAACAUUUGCAGAUGCUCAAACAAAGUUUGGUAUCAUGAGAAUAGUAUGGGAUUUGAACAAAGUAUUAGUGUUGCGGACAGACUGAGUUCGUGAUGCUUCGGUGGCUGCAGCUGUUCCUUUGCUACUUGCUGUAACUUGUAAUUAUCAAUCUUCCUUGCGGUUCCAAAUCCCUAUGUUCAUGUGUAUUAUAUUUCUAUAGACAUCAGCUGAGACGAACAAAUUUACCAAGUAGAAAGAAUCAUGACCAUUAGAGAAGGGACUUGUAGAAAGCAGAAGAAGACAGUUAUGGACAAAGGAAGGGUGAUUCAGCAACGAUAGUAUAGGAUAUAAACAAGAGCAAUAGCCGGUUACAAAAAUGUUCAGUAGGGUCUUAUUUUAUACAUGUCUCAUUUUAUGUUGAAAGUGAUAAUUUCAAAAACAUUCCAAUUUCAAGAUAUUUUGUAUUUUUAUUUUAGGCAGUGAGUUGCCAUGGAUGUGUAUGUGAAUUUUUAAAUGUUGGUCUACCAUGAACAUGAACUACCUAUUAAAGUAAACUAUGGUAGAAUUUGUCGUUUGGAUAUGCAAAUUAAUAGGUGAUUUUUGGGAAAUUUUUA
Molecule: messenger RNA, 3480 nt
Organism: Medicago truncatula (barrel medic)
Lineage: Eukaryota; Viridiplantae; Streptophyta; Magnoliopsida; Fabales; Fabaceae
Product: nodulin homeobox
Exons: 20
Coding region: 240-2972 (910 amino acids)
Biological process (GO): flower development
Molecular function (GO): single-stranded DNA binding
Source: RefSeq, a predicted model, not a curated record